Messenger RNA from Hydractinia symbiolongicarpus, 954 nucleotides. Its product is annotated as stromal cell-derived factor 2-like. The record is from RefSeq and is a predicted model, not a curated record. Lineage: Eukaryota; Metazoa; Cnidaria; Hydrozoa; Anthoathecata; Hydractiniidae. Bases 130 to 750 code for a protein of 206 amino acids. The transcript has 7 exons.
AACCAAUGGUCGAGCGUCAUGUCAUAACAGUGUUUUCCCGAGAAGGAAAUUCGAAUUUAAAUAGACGCUGUGCUGUGUACACUAACAAAUAUUUGCUUGGUAUCCAGCUCAAUUUUUUCAAGUGUUGAAAUGUGGAGUGUAUAUUUUACCGCUUUCCUAGCACAGUUUUUUAUUUACAGUGUUCAUUGUAAAAAUAAAGAUUUUAGUCAUGUCACUUGUGGUUCUAUUGUAAAACUAUAUAAUCAACGACAAGGAAUUCGUCUACAUUCACAUGAUGUGAAAUAUGGAAGUGGUAGUGGACAGCAGUCAGUGACUGGUUCUUCAUCAGCAGAUGAUCACAACAGCUACUGGGUGGUUAAAGGAAAACACAAGCAACAUUGUACUAGAGGAACACCAGUUAAAUGUGGUGACGUAAUACAACUACAACAUCUUGCAACUAAGAGAAAUUUACAUAGUCAUUUAUUUCAAAGUCCUAUCUCUCACAAUCAAGAAGUGAGUGCGUUUGGAGAGGAUGGGUCAGGUGACACAGGCGACAAUUGGGAAGUGAAAUGCAGUGGCAAGUAUUGGGCAAGAGAUGAUAAAGUUCGAUUUAAACACUCUGACACAAGCAGAUACCUUCACGCAUCGUCAGAUCAAUAUGGCAGACCUAUUGCGGGACAACAUGAAAUAUGCGCUUAUCAUAAUGAAGAUGCAAGUAAUAUCUGGUUGGCUCAGGCUGGCAUAUAUGUAAGGGAGAACACAAAGAAAUAAUAGAGAAAAACAUCAGUGCUGGUAUUAUGUAUUUUCACGUCAGUUUUUAGGAUGAAUUUGGUAAUUUUCUACGCACUGACUGUUUUUGAUGAGAAAUGCCGUGGAAAGUUUUACUGAUUUUUUUUGUUUUACAUUUUUAUUAUCAAUGUUAUAACUUACUUGUGUGUUUUAUCAUUUCGUGUGUGAAAUAUGUUACUUUGUAAA